Messenger RNA from Drosophila montana, 2260 nucleotides. It is a transcript of the gene Sidpn, whose product is annotated as similar to Deadpan. NCBI's taxonomy places the organism in Eukaryota, Metazoa, Arthropoda, Insecta, Diptera, Drosophilidae. The coding region runs from base 237 to 1760 and encodes 507 amino acids. The record is from RefSeq and is a predicted model, not a curated record. Gene Ontology annotation, biological process: anterior/posterior pattern specification; regulation of transcription by RNA polymerase II; regulation of neurogenesis. The transcript has 3 exons. Gene Ontology annotation, cellular component: nucleus. Gene Ontology annotation, molecular function: RNA polymerase II cis-regulatory region sequence-specific DNA binding; protein dimerization activity; DNA-binding transcription factor activity, RNA polymerase II-specific.
GGUUAAUGCUCGGCCAGUGCGGACGUCUCGUCUAGCAACAAAUUAUUUAGCGACAGUUUUUCCUGUCUCAAAGCCGUUCUAACGAAAAGACGUAACUUUGAUCGGUUCGGAUUUAAUCUUUGGCGCUUACAACCUACGGCAAACUGUAGAAUUUAGUUAACAAAUAAUCAGAAUUUAAUUGUUAAAAAUUUACGCGUGUGUGUGGAAUUCAUUAAGAGUUCGGCAAAAAUGACAAAAUGACAGCAAAACGUGAUAAGGAUUACAAUAAAAAUAAAUCAACAGCGGGCCUCGGAUUCUCCGCCUCCAGCUCAACCAAUGGCAGCGGCAUCAAAUCGAUUGGUCUGGUGAGCUCCUCACAAAAUGUAACCUCGUCGCAGGACAUUAGCAAACGUACCAAUAAACCACUAAUGGAGAAGCGCAGACGUGCCCGCAUUAAUCAAAGUCUGGCCAUACUCAAGGCCCUUAUUUUGGAGUCGACCAAGCAUCAGAAUGCCAAAAAUGGUGACGGUCAGGCGAAGCAUACGAAAUUGGAGAAGGCCGACAUACUGGAGCUUACAGUCCGUCAUUUUCAACGGCAUCGCAAUCUGGAUGAUCCAACAGCUGUGAAUAAAUAUCGCGCGGGAUACACCGAUUGCGCACGGGAAGUGGCACGGUAUUUGGCCACGCCGGAGCCGCCGCCAAUGGGCAAUAUGCCGACGCUGGCGGAGCCGGGCUCCAAGGCGCGUCUGCUACGGCAUCUGGAUCAAUGCAUAGCCGAGAUCGAUGUUGAGAUAUGCCCGCACACAACGACAGCCGCCAAUUUUGCGGAGAGUCCGAACAGCAGCAGCAGGACCUGUUUCGAUAUUAAGAAAACCCCAGCGCCGACCGAGGAGCACUCGCUGGACUACAGCAGUCAGGACUCCAAUCCGCUCGACUACAGCAAGGGUCUAAAGCUGGGCGAGACGCCGUUGCUCGUCGUCGGCGAUCAGCGUGCAACGCUGGCGCCGCAGCAGGAUGAGAACAAUAAUCGCGGUCAGUUGGCGCCGCCAGCCCAAAACCAGCUCCCAACCCAACAGCAACAACAACAACAACAGCUGCAGCAGCAGCAACAGUCGCCGCCAAGCGGUGCAGUCAUCGAGCUGGGCUAUGAGCACGAUGCCAACAAAGUCGUCUGCGUCAAUGUGCUGGAACAGUACAAGCAGCAGCUGAAGGCCCAGUCCCAGGCUGAGGGCGUUCCCACCAAUGGGGGCGUCCUGGUGCUUCCUCCGCACUAUGUGCAGCUGGCGGCUGCCUUGGGCCUGAGCGCCCAGCCUAUGGUAGAUCCGAUUGCCACGCGCACGGAUUUCGAGCGUCUGAUUGAAUUGCAGCGCAUGCAGCCGCAUCUGGCCGGCAAGCUGAGUCCCAAUUUUGCGGGCAGCCUGGAGGCGGCGCAUGUGGCCGCCGCUGCGGCUGCUGCCUAUGCCAAUAGCAUGGCCAACAAUACCAACGUGGCAGCGGCAGCCAUGCUCAAUGAACGACCCGCCUCGGUGGCCUCCUCCUCGGCGGCAUCGGCAUCGGUCAGUUCGGGCGUCUCUGAGCUUAAGUCGGCGCCGGCCACGCAGCAAUCCUCGCCGCGCUCGGAGAGCGGCAUCGGUUCCAACGAGAACGAAACGCUUGAUGCCAGUCCGCAAACGAGCAGCGCGGCCAGGCAGGCGUUGCGGCUGCGCCAAGAGGAGGAGUACCGGGCACAACAGGUUGGCGGCCAGCAGGUCAUCGAUGAGAGCAUGUGGCGGCCCUGGUAGAACACAGCGGCCUUGUACAGUAUCGAUGGUAUAGCUUUUACUAACUGUGUAUAUAUAUAUUCAUUUAUAUAGGUAUCAGGGCUCCAAACCAAUUUUUACAAUAUUCACGAAACCUCAAACGAUAUUUCUUAAUUUCAUUUCAUUUCUCUUUAAAUAUGUGAAAUAAACAUACAUAGGACUACAAAGAUUAUGUGAAUAUGAUCAGAAGCAAGGAUGGGUGAUUUUAUUUUUGGUUUUGCAGCCUUGAUAAAUAUAUAAAUAUAUAUAUAUGCGUAUAUGUAUGUAGACUGCGCAAAUUUGUUGCUUUGUUAUGAAAAAUACGACGUUUUCUUUUCGCUCCUAACUAAAAGCCACAAAGUUUAGAAGAAGUAAAAAAAACAAAAAAAAAAACAACACCCUAUUGUUAAGCUCCUGCUCGUAUAUGGAAAUUCUUGCACGAGAUGCGAAUUUUUAAAUGCAUUUUUCACGUGUGCCAAUGCUAAAAAAGACUCUUAAAAAUA